Messenger RNA from Hippocampus comes (tiger tail seahorse), 3015 nucleotides. It is a transcript of the gene bmp16, whose product is annotated as bone morphogenetic protein 16. Gene Ontology annotation, molecular function: cytokine activity; growth factor activity. The record is from RefSeq and is a predicted model, not a curated record. The coding region runs from base 417 to 1736 and encodes 439 amino acids. Gene Ontology annotation, cellular component: extracellular region. The transcript is spliced from 3 exons. Lineage: Eukaryota; Metazoa; Chordata; Actinopteri; Syngnathiformes; Syngnathidae.
GAGAGAGAGAGAGAGAGAGAGAGAAAGUGGGAGGAGACAGCAAAGGAAGGGAGCAGGACAAUAUAGUAAAAGGGUUGAGGUCCAACAGGGAGUUGAUUCAUUCACUCACACUCGUGCAGCUUCUUUGCAUGCGCACACAUUAGCACCUGCACAGUGUUUUAAGCAACACACGCGGGUGGAAAGUGUACAUUUGGAUACAACAUGGAGGGAGUAUUACACAACAUAGUUGAAGAGUGUUUACAUGACACAGACUUAUACUUGCUCUAGUUCAGAAAAGCUAGACAAGAGUCCACACAAGACUUGACACAAUCCAAUCUGUCCAAAGGAGCAGAAGGGAGAACCGAGGGAUCGGAACACUGGAGCUCAAGGAUAAGCCAUGGACACUGUGUACAUCCCAACCCACCUGGAGGUCCACCAUGCUCCUUGCUAACCUCCUGCUCCUCAUGGUCCUGCCGCUACCUCAAGCCUCGUCCGGUGGCCAGGGUGACACCGGCGAGGUCGACAAUGGCAGGCUAGCCGGCGCGUCGCCGGCCACCUCGAAUCCCCUGCCGAUUGGGUCCCGCCCAGAGCCGGGCCUGGCUCAGACCAUCCAGAGUCUCUUGCUGAGCCGCCUGGGCCUGCAGUCACAGCCCAACCCUCGGCCCGGCGUGCCGAUCCCUCAGUACCUCAUGGAUCUGUACCGCUUCCACCAGCAGCAGUACCACCUGCUGGAGGACCCAACAUUCAGCUUCCCCAGCCAUCAUGUGCAGGAGGCCAACACCAUACGCAGCUUUCACCACACCGAGCCCCUCACAGCAGAGGACCACAAAUGGGCGUAUAUCUCCUUCAACAUCUCCUCCAUCCCCCUGGAUGAGAAGGUGCUCUCGGCUGAGCUGCGCCUACGUACCGCCAGGACCACCUCCCUGGGCCCCGGACCUCACAGACUGAACCUGUACCUCUCUGGGCACCGACAGGACCCUCAACCCACCCUGCUCGAGACCAGACUCCUCACCGCUGAGCCUCAAAGUCAUCCAACCGGCCGCCUUUGGGAAGCAUUCAGCCUGAAGGCAGAGCUCUUUGAUUUGGCCCUGAGCGGAGCAGACCACCUAGGCUUCCUCCUGGAGGUGGUAUCAGAGAACAGCACCGGUCGGGGAGAAGGGGAACAACAUCAGGCGGGCCACUUGAGGGUGUGCAGGUCUGUGGAGCAGGAUGAGCACAGCUGGGCCCAGGAGAGGCCCCUCUUGGUGACAUAUAGUCACGACGGGCGUGGAGAGCCUUUGGUCAAGCACGGCAGGAGGAACGUCAGCGCGGUGCCCAGGAAAAGCUGGAAUAGAGACCAAAAGUGGAGCCGGUAUAAAACGUACAAAACACCGAGCUGGGGGGGCCAACCAGGAAGGGUGAAACGAAACGGCGGUCGCGCGGCCAAACUCAAGCGCCUCUCCCGCAACCGCUGCCGCCGCCAUCCCCUCUACGUGGAUUUUAACGACGUGGGCUGGCACAAGUGGAUCAUCGCGCCCAGCGGCUACGACGCGUUCUUCUGCCUGGGUGAGUGCCGCUUCCCCCUGGCCGACCACAUGAAUUCCUCCAGCCACGCCAUGGUGCAGACACUGGUCAACUCGGUCAACGGCGCCGUGCCACAGGCCUGCUGUGUGCCGACCUCACUCAGCCCCAUUGCCCUGCUCUACCUGGACCCCCAGGAUCGCGUGGUGUUGAAGAACUACCAGGACAUGGUGGUGGAGGGCUGCGGAUGCCGGUAGCGUGCUGAACAGAAACCGUCCUGGGAGGAAGACGAUGGUGGGAUGACGUAUAAAUGCUCUUCAGUGAGGGAAAUCUCAGCCUAAGCAUAAACGUCAGAAAAAGUUGUGCUGCUUUUCCAUUGCACAGGUACGACAAGAUGUGAAGAAGACACAAAAGUCAGACAACUUUUAACUGAUGGGGGAGCUACAGCAGCCAAAAUGGAGAGAGUGAAACAGCUAAAGCAGGGUACACACAUAUCGUUAAUUGGAUCAUAUCUGAGCAGUUUGACACCCGCAGUCAGCAAAAGGGCGAUUAUCAGAUGCCUGUGAAAGAUCACCCUGAGUGAUUGUCCUAUGGCGAGGGGUGUGUUCAGAGUGAUUUUCUUUUUCGGAUUAAUCGACUACUCAACAAAUCAACUUUACUUCUCCACAAUGACAUUUGGACUGUGACGUCCACUAGUUGCUAGUAAGGGUCUAACCGAUGAGACAACUAGUUGACGUGUCACAAGCUGCUAAUAGGGAUUGAGUGGAUUUGUCGACAAGUCGACGAUACUAUUUCACACUGACUUUAAAAGCCUGAAGUCAACUCAUUACUGAUCAUUCGAUUUUGUCAUCCCAAACAAAAUUGAGCAUUUUUACACUCUUACAAUUAAUGUCAGCAAAGGCCUGGUUAUCAGACCCGCUUUGAAAGAUUACCCUGAGCCAUUAUCAUUUGGUGAGGGGCAUGUUGAGUGUUUUUUUUUUUCCUGAUUAAUGGACUACUCAACAAUUUGACUUUACCAUUCCACAAUGACGUUUGGUGCGCAAUGUCGACUAGUCGCUAAUAAACAUUUCUUACCGAUUAGUUGACUUGUAGAUUUCAGUCCUCCACAAGAAUGUUCAAAGCAUUACAUUGACAAGUCAGAAAUUGCUAAUAGGGGUCGAAUCGAUUAGUCGACGAGUUGACUACUACAUGUUGACGUUUAAAGCUUGAAGUCGACUAAUCACUAAUCAUAUGAUUUACAGAAAAUAAUCAGGUGUCUGGGAAAUAUUAUUCUGAGCGAUUAUCCUUACGAUUGUAAAGGUUAAAUCUGUUAACUAUUUACAAUGACAAGUCCUUCUGUGUGCGUUCAAAAUUUAAUUCAUACAUCUUGAGUAUACUACACACUUUGGGAGCAAUUAAAAACACAUUAGUGAUUUUUUUUUUCCUUAUCAUUUGCGGAGUAUCUCACAUUUAAAACAUGGGUUAAGCUGUUAAAAAAAAAUCGGUAUGUGUGUACCUUGCAUAAGCGUCUUAAAUAGUGUCUGACUAGGACUUGUU